GGAAUCGAAAGACCUUAGUAACAAGAACCACAACUUUCCAAGUGAAUGCCAAUAGGUAAAGUUGGUUAAUUUGAAUGAAAUUUAUGACAUCUUACUUUUCCUAUUGGCUUUAAAUUAUUUUUAAUGUACUUUUUUCAUGGAAUUCCUCAAACAUUGACAUUGGAUUCACAUGCAAUUGAAGUUCGACGCAUUCCUAAAGUCCCUUUCUUUGUCAUAUUAACCGAAACUGAAAUCUUUGUCUAUCAGCUUCAUCCUUUAGCUUUAAUAUCAAAGAUCACCAAAUCCCAGGACCUUCUUGUUCGCCAUGGAAAAAAUAAAAAGAUUGCUAUCGGUUCUGAGUAUGGAAUUAUUGCAGUAGCAACAGAGAACAAUUUCAUUGCUGUAUAUUAUUUUCAUUUAAAUGCAUCUGAACCUCUCCUUGUACCUACUCCGGAUACCGAACGCUAUGAUGAUGGUCCCGGUGAAAUUCUAGGACCUAUUGCUUGUUCUGUUCAGUACAAAAUGGCAAUCCGCUAUGACGGAGGUGUUAGUUGUCUCGAAGUACAGGGUGAUUCGAUAGUGUAUUCAGCUUACACGGCUCCGAUUAUUCAGGUGUCUACGCUAGAGAGCACGGAUCCUAAAUAUUUAUGGAAAGUUUCCAGUAAGCAAUACGAUUUACGCGAGGUUACAUGGUUUUUAGAUCAUAAAUCUUUGAUUAGGCAAUUGUAUUUUGACAGGAGGAUCGACACUUUUUUCUGGAUGUCCACGGACGGGCGCGUAUACGCCAAUAUUGGUGUCUCUGCUAAUACAAAUACUAAAAGUUUGUUCGGUGUAUGCAUUCAUAAUCCGAAAAACAUGAAUGAUGAAAAUGACAAGAAAUUGGCCACUGCAUUGUCGACUAAUGCUAGAUUUUCUUUACUAUAUGUUGGCACAAGUGAUGGCAGCGUUUAUGCUUAUGAAAUACAAGACUUCGGAAGGAAGUAUGUUUGUAGUCACUAUCGACAUGCUCCUUCCAAUCUUGGAUCUGUUACACACAUCUCAACUGCCAGUGAUGGCUUUCAGAUUAUGGUAGGUUAUGAAUCAGCUUGGAUAAGUUAUUCACCUUACUUACAUCCAUGCUCGUCCAGUAAUGAUUCAGAAUUCUUUAAAUAUGGUUUUUAUGAUGGAUUUUGGGAUAAAGAUGGCUGUGCGUUUUUCGGCUUACGAAAUCCGAUUAAAGGAGAAAACAGGAUUUCAGUUGAAAAGAAAGAAAGUCUUAAAGAUGCGCAAAAUACGCCAAAUAAUUUUAAUUUUUCGUUUGUACAGGAAGAUAAUUACGCCGUCUCCAAUGGCAGUUGUUGUUUAUAUAUACUUCCUUUCCUUAAAAGCACUAUCACGAAUAGUGCGUAUGGCACUACCAAUAUAAUCGGGGUACAGUCUAGUGAUAGAUUAUUCAUAUCAAAAGCAUAUUCCAAAUACAAUAAUCUGGCAGCAAAUUUCGGAAGUUCUACCUGGAUUCAAGUAGAAUAUCCUCAAACCUAUAUCUCUGCCGAAUGGCCUAUUCGAUAUACUGCCAUUAGCAAAAGUGGCGACUAUAUCGCUAUAGCUGGCUUCCAUGGAUUUGCAGCAUACGAUGUUCAAAGUAGAAUUUGGAAUGUUUUCGAUAAUGGAUCUUUGGAACAGUCAUUGACUGUCACCUGUCCUAUGAUAUGGCAUGAAGACUAUCUUAUAGUAGGUUUACUACACGAAUCGAAUUUCGAGCUCCAUAUUUAUGAUAUAAGGAAGAAAUUGGACGAUGGUUUAGUUGAUAAGUUUGCUUUCACUUCCACCAUUGUCACGAUAUCGUUAUGUGACGACGCGCAUUUACUUGUUUAUACGGCAGAUAAUUAUUUACAUCACAUAUACAUAGAACGCCUUGAAGACGAUUUUCGGUCUCUAUUUUUAAGCCAUGUGAGUAGUGUGAGUUUUGUUCCGGUAUUUACCACUCCUUCAAGGGUACGUACCAUUACUUUACUUACUUUACGACCAUUUUUACACUCAGAUCCGUCUCAAUUACUUUAUAGUUCAAUCCUACUUGUUUUAAUCAAUGGUAAGUUGGUUACCUUGGAUCCUAUAAAAGCUGGUCCAUCUUAUUUGUGCUAUCGAUGCUGUAUACUAUCUGAGGAUGUUGAGUUUUUUAUGAUUAAUGAAGACUUGGAAAGUCCAGCUUUGUAUCAUUCAAUGUGGAUUAUGACUGGAAAUGGGUUCAGGCUGUCAAUGGCUUUUGGUGAAGCACUCUCUAAAUUAUUGCAUGAUGAAACUACAACAAAUACUGACAUUCCUUUGAAAGAAACGGAAAAACUAAAGCCUUAUAACACACGGCAACUGAGUUUUAUAGAUGACUUACGAUCACCCAGUUUUAUGGUAAAAACUCCGGAUAAUUUUUCAACGACAAACACCCAUAUCGCCAAACUGACGAAAUCUGUAAAUAUGCUGGAGCUUUUCAAUAGGCAAAGUAUACCCCUUAGUGUUCCUGGAACGGUAUUAUCGGUUAUUGUAAAGAGUGGACUAUUUGUUAGUGCUUCAACGUUAGAACACAAGACUACUGCGAAUAACAUGGAGUAUUGUCAUAUCCAAAUUGAUGUCUUUCCGUUUCUUUCAGAUUUGUUAAAAGCUCUUCUCUUAUUAUCUGACAUCGAGUAUGCGGUUUUCUUGGUGCGUGCUUAUGCUUCAUUACAUUUUAUUGAUUUUGUGCUUGAGAAACUUCUUUCAAUAGCUGCAGAAUGCACUGAUUCUGAUGAAACAUUGUUGACGAACGUCGCUGUGUUGUUUAAUAACAUCAAAGAUAUGAACGUUUACAAGUAUGUUUUAGGAUGUCUUAGAAAAAUUGAAACGCAUUUUUGGCCAAAUGUCUUCAAACAUUUUGGUGACGCUCAGACUCUGAUGGAUCAAUGUUUACGAAACAAGGAUAUAAAAAACGCUGCUAGAUGUAUAAUUAUUUGGCAGGUACAUAAGGGAUCUGCUAGUUGCGCUGAAGUUUUCCUUCAAGUUUUGAAAACAGCAUUUGAAGGAAAAAACUGGGAAGUAUGUACGGAGUUAUGCCAGUAUCUUGCCAGCCUUGACCCUACAAAACAACUACUGAAUUCUGCCUUAAUAAGUGCAGAGAUUCCUUGUGGGCAAAUACCAAUGGUUAAAACAGGUAAGAGUUUUAACGAACUUAUGAGGGAUAUAGAUAACUCUUAAAAUUGUUAACAAAGUUUGUUUUGAUGUGUGUAGUACUGAAAAAUUAAAAGCAAAAUCCUUUAUUAAUAGAAUAUAUCA
Molecule: messenger RNA, 3258 nt
Organism: Schizosaccharomyces cryophilus OY26
Lineage: Eukaryota; Fungi; Ascomycota; Schizosaccharomycetes; Schizosaccharomycetales; Schizosaccharomycetaceae
Product: guanyl-nucleotide exchange factor
Exons: 1
Coding region: 124-3180 (1018 amino acids)
Biological process (GO): retrograde transport, endosome to Golgi; intracellular protein transport
Cellular component (GO): Golgi membrane; Ric1-Rgp1 guanyl-nucleotide exchange factor complex; cytosol
Molecular function (GO): protein binding
Source: RefSeq, a predicted model, not a curated record